CAGAGUCUCAACCUCCCAGCAACCCGAGGGCGCUUUUUUUCAAUGUGGCAUCCCUCGCACUCCUCGCUCUUAGAAACAUAGGGACGAAUCACACUCGCCGUCGCCGCCAGAGACACGCUACGAUCCCAUCACCCCGUCGGCCUCCGCUCGGCACUUCCAAACCCCCCUGUCGUCCACACACCACCAAAACCCCCCACCACAACAAUGUCCUCGGGCCCCCUCCUCUCCCAACAACUGCCCCUCCUCCUCGCCCAACUCUUCCACCUCCCCAAACUCGCCAUCCACGGCCACAUCAUCCUCCUCUCCGCCUUCGUCUGCCACACAAUCUACCGUCUCUCCAACACCCUCUCCCUCCGCCUCCCCGGGCCGGCGCGCGCCCACUACGCCCGCCUCACACCCGCGAAGAAGGCCGACUGGUGCAUCCAUGUCGUCUCACUCCUCCACUCGGUCAUCAUCUGCUGGCUUGCCGGGCGGCAGGUGCUGGCCCCGUGGAUCGACCCGAGCGGGCCGGAGGCGCUGGUGAGGGCGAGGCUGGCGGGGGACAAGAUCGGGGCGUAUGACGCCGAGGCCGGGUUUGUGCACGCCAUCGCGUGCGGGUACUUUCUGUGGGACUCGAUCGUGUCGGUGUAUUAUGUGAAGCAGUUUGGCGUGGGGUUUGCGGUGCAUGGCAUUGCUUGCUUGUGCAUCUUUGCUAUGUCUUUUAAACCCUUCCUGAACUACUACGGCACGCCCUUCCUCCUCUUCGAGCUCUCAACACCCUUCCUCAACAUCCACUGGUUCUGCGACAAAACCGGCCGCUCCGGCUCCCGCCUGCAACUCAUCAACGGCGUGGUCCUCGUCCUCGUCUUCUUCUCCGCACGGAUCUGCUACGGGUUCUACAACUCGUACGAUUUCUUCGUCAUGAUGCAUCGCAACAAGAGCGAGAUCUCGAAUGUGUUUCUGUGGGUGUAUGCCGUCGGGAAUGUGCUGCUGAACGGGCUGAAUGUGUUGUGGUUCUUCAAGAUGGUCACGGCGAUAAAGGCGAGGUUCAAUGUGGCCAAGAAGGGGGACGGCGGGGAGAUGUCGCGGGCGAGUGGCGGUGGAAGCCGGAAAUCCAAGAAGAGCUCGUAAUGGGGAGACGAAUGGGGGGAGUAUCGAGGGGUUGGAACUUUGCUUUUAGAGGGGGUCAUACACAUAUGUCUUUCCGGCCCGGUAGGAUUCGGAUUUUUCGCUGUAAAUAUUUCGAAAAUGCAAAACCGAGGAUCUCGAGUAAAGUGAAGC
This is a messenger RNA of Fimicolochytrium jonesii, 1260 nucleotides long. RefSeq names its product DUF887-domain-containing protein. The record is from RefSeq and is a predicted model, not a curated record. Gene Ontology annotation, biological process: lipid homeostasis. Lineage: Eukaryota; Fungi; Chytridiomycota; Chytridiomycetes; Spizellomycetales; Powellomycetaceae. The coding region runs from base 205 to 1110 and encodes 301 amino acids. Gene Ontology annotation, cellular component: endoplasmic reticulum; membrane. The transcript is spliced from 2 exons.